UAUAAUCAAAAGUAGGGUGAAAAAUAGAUGUUUGAGAGAAGAGAGAGCGCGGGGAGCUAUGCUAACCCUUCCUUGAGUUUCUCUGCGUCGUGCUUCAGGGCAUCGGCUUGUCUUUCGACCACGCCACUUGCCAAAUUUGAUCCAACUUCAAUCUGGGCAUAUGUAAUAGCACGUUUUUGCUUGAUCUUAUUCUCAGUAGCUCUCGUUUCUCCCAAAACAUAGAAACACGAACAAAACCGUGAUCUAAUUUCCUCAACCCAGCUAUGCAUUUUUUUGUUGAAAUGUUUUAGCGGAGGCUCAUUGGCCCAAGUAAGCCUCUGUUCAUGCCGUUUUGAUCAACUGGCCCAGCAGAUUCACGUAAGUAUUUGGUGAGAAGGAAUUGAACAACUGAAAAGCAACACCAAUUUCACGAAAUCGAACAUAUACCGGCUAUAGUCGAGAUUCAAUGUCUCGGUGCUUCCCGUUCCCGCCUCCUGGAUAUGAAAAUGAAAAGAAGUCAAGUAAUGGGGAGCUAGGGCAUGUCCACAAGAAGAUUAAGCGCAAGCACAAAAAGGAGAAGAAAGAGAACAAAAAAGAAGAGAGAAAGGAUGAAGACCAAGUUAAUAGCUUGAUAGAAAAGAAGGAUAAGAAGCACAAGCAUCGCAAGCACAAAAAGGAUAAGAAAAAAAGUAGGCACGGAGAACAUGAAUUUGAGGAUAUUAAGAGAGUUGGUCUCGCACAUGAUAGCCCCACAAGGAGAGAGAAGGUGUCGUUUAAAUUUAUUGAGAGAGAAAGACCAGGUACAGGGAGUUGUAACAAAGUCGACAUAGCACACAGUGAAGUAUCAAGACAAAUAAAUGAUGAGAUAAGAGAAAAUGGCAUGGGAGGGGAACAAAAACUGGACAAGGAUAGGGACAAUAGCGAUCGCAAUGUGAGGAAGAGGAAGGAGAUGGACACAAACUUUUUUGUUGGUCUUGGGGAUGCAGAGGAUAGCUUUAAUAAAAGAGAGACCGUUGGGAUAAAAUUUGUUGAUAGGGAGAGACUAGGAAAUGGGAAGUAUGUCAAGAUUGAUCUAUCAGAGAGGGAAGAAUCAAGACUACACAAUUGUAAAAUAGGUGGUAAUGGCAUGGAAAAGGACCAGAAAACUGGCAAGGAUGGGGGUAAGAGUAAUGGCAAAGUGAGGAAGGGUAAGGAGAUUGACACGGAGUCUUCUUUACAUAACGGAAAUGUGCAGGAGAUUCCCAAGAAAAGAGAGGCACUCUCUAUUAAAUUUGUUGAGAGAGAGAGACCAUGCAAUGGUAAAUGUGACAAAAUCGAUCUAUUGGACAACCAGAAAUUUCUCACAGAUAGGGAUGAUAAUAAUGGCAUCGUGAGGAAGAGGAAUGAGAUCAACACAAACUCUUCUUCACAUGGAAAUCAGCCUUGGGUCCAUUUGCCUGUGCUUACGGACAAGGACAAAUGGUCUACUAAGCACUUACAAACUACAUUUGCAAAGGAGGUUUGCUCUGAUAUUGGGAGAACAGCACAAGAGGCGAAAACUCUUCUUGUUGAAUGCAUAUCUAUGAGUCAUGUUCAGAACGCAAGCAACCAUGCUCUUGGGAAAAGUGUUGAUAGUACAAGUUUCCAUCCAUCAUUAUCUGGGAGGGAUAAGCGGUCUCUUAAGAGCCUUCGAACUACAUUUACCAAGGAGCUUUCCUUUAAUACUGGUAAAGUAGCGCAAGAAGUUAAAAAUAGUCCCGUGGAAUGCAUACUUAAGACUAGACUUGAAGAGGCAAGCAAUGCGUCUUUUGAGGAAUGUAUCGCAAGUACAAGUUGUCAUCCAAUUUUUUCUGGCAAGGACAAGCAGUUCAAUAAGUGUCCUCAAGCUGCAUGUGCUGAGGAGGUUCAUUCUGAUGGUGGGAAUAAAUUGCAAGAUUCAAAAGAUUGUGCUGUUGAAUGCUUACCUGAGAGUAGGAUCCAGUUUGCCAGCAAUGCUGCUCUUGAGAAGUGUGCUGCUAGUACAAGUAGUCAUCUGUCAUUUUCUAUCAAGGACAAACGAUCCAUUAAGUGCCCUCAAACUGCAUUUCCUGAGAAGGUUCUAUUUGAUAGUGGGAGAAUAGGGCAAGAGGCAAAUGGAGUUGGUGUUGAAUGCAAACCCGGGAGUAGAGUCCAGGAGGCAAGCACUGCUACUCUACAAAAGUGUGUUACUAGUACAAGUUGCUUUCGAUCAUUUUCUGGGAAGGAUUGUGAAAGGAAUGGUGGGGCAGAUUGCAAGACAACUUCUCAUUUUAUUGGGCAUUCACAUGGUACUACUGAAGCUGUUGAUGUUGUUCCUUCAGGGAGCAGGGCAGAUUGCAAGACGAAGUCACAUUUUAUUGGGCCUUCACAUGGUACUUCUGAAGCUGUUGAUGUUAUUCCUUCAGGGAACAGGGCAGAUUGCAAGACAACUUCACAUUUUAUUGGGCCUUCACAUGGUACUACUGAAGCUGUUGAUGUUGUUUCUUCAGGAAGCAGGGCAGAUGAACACAUCCUGGAUGUAAAAUAUUUUCACUGUUUACCACCAAAGCCAGGUUGCUCUGAUUUGGAUGAUCAAGCUUGGCUCUUUCUGAGUAAUGGCCGAAAACCCAAGGCUACAGAAAAGUUUGAUCAUGCAUCAAAUGUAUGGGAUCGGUUACUGGUCUUGCAACCCAGCAAUACAUAUGCGUUGCCUUACGUUACUCCAUUCUGAGAUUACUAUCAUCCAGAUCCUAUCGAAAUCAAUUUUGUGGUUGGGUUUUCCUUCCAAUUCAAUACAAGCUUGAAUGAUUUCUGCCGAUCUUUCUCGUGACCUUACCACAUUAUUCAGUAGAAUAUUUAACUCUGAUAUGUUAGAUAUCCAUAUAAUCUUAUAUGAAUCCAAAAGCACUCUUAGAUAUUAUAUAAUCUUGUAAAUUUGCUGGAGCAUGGUUUUGGGGACCGGGUGCAUAUCAAUCUUUAACUUCAAAGUUUAAAUGCCCUUUCAAAUUACAUUGUACAGACAUUAACAAUUCUUUGAAUACUGAUCACAUUUUUUCUCCUCUA
Messenger RNA from Cryptomeria japonica (Japanese cedar), 3018 nucleotides. RefSeq lists its product as uncharacterized. NCBI's taxonomy places the organism in Eukaryota, Viridiplantae, Streptophyta, Pinopsida, Cupressales, Cupressaceae. The coding region runs from base 446 to 2686 and encodes 746 amino acids. The record is from RefSeq and is a predicted model, not a curated record. The transcript is spliced from 3 exons.